CAGAUUAUCGUGAAAUGAAAAUCAGUUAUAAUGGGGGGAUCACUUGUGGAGAUUCCCUUCAGUGAUUGGCCUGAACUGCGCACGUUAUAUCGUCGAAAUUGGCCUGAACAUGUAUUUGCUUUUGGCAUAAUUAGUAACUAUUUACGUUGGAAGCAAUUGCACUCUGAGGCGCAAGUGAAUGUAAAAAUAUUCUCGAUCGAUGGAACAUGGAGAGAAAAUGGUACAUUUCUUCUAUUCGAUGAAUUCGAGCUCUAUUUCUACUCGUUCGACAUUGCAUCAGACUAUACAUCAUUGACAGAAGCGCUUUCACUGGUGAAUUGGAAAUCAUUUCACGAAAUCAGUAUGGAUUUCUUAGAGAAGCAUCGCACAGCAUUAGAUAAGGUCAUAUUUGCAAAAGAGCUGCACGUGACGGAAGAUUCGACUACAAAUUUUUAUUACAUGCGUAGAGAGGAAGCCUCCAAACUGAUUGUAGAAAUUCCAUCGGGAACAAAGUUUAACAGAGUUUCCGAUAAAUAUCUUGAUAAUAUUUAUAAGCAGUGGUCAUUGAAAGGUUACAUUAGUGAGACGUCUGGAUAUAAUCUUCUAAAACGACUGGUUUCAUUCAAUGAAAGCAUUGGGCUUUUUGAUAAAUGUGGAAAUCUACUCUCUUGGUGCUUACGAGAUCAAUCGGGAGCAGUUUCGAAUUUACAAACUAAUGCUUCUCAUCUUCGGAACGGGUUUGGUCGGGCAGUCUGUUCGGAAUUCGCACGUCGUCUCGCUAAUCUAGGUGAUGACUCCUACGCUUACGUGUUGAGUGAUAAUCACAAAUCGUGUAAACUGUUCGAAUCUGUUGGCUUUCAGAAGACUACCAAUCUGCACUGGAUGAUUAUAAAACGUGUCUAAAAUUAUGAUUAUACCAUACUUAUAGGACAAUUUCUUUCAAAUACAGAGGAACGCCUGUUGAAGAGCUUAUA
Toxorhynchites rutilus septentrionalis is the source of this 953-nucleotide messenger RNA. RefSeq lists its product as uncharacterized. The coding region runs from base 31 to 882 and encodes 283 amino acids. The transcript is spliced from 3 exons. Lineage: Eukaryota; Metazoa; Arthropoda; Insecta; Diptera; Culicidae. The record is from RefSeq and is a predicted model, not a curated record. Gene Ontology annotation, molecular function: acyltransferase activity, transferring groups other than amino-acyl groups.